Messenger RNA from Pestalotiopsis fici W106-1, 2355 nucleotides. RefSeq lists its product as uncharacterized. Gene Ontology annotation, cellular component: mitochondrion. Bases 1 to 2355 code for a protein of 784 amino acids. The transcript is spliced from 2 exons. The record is from RefSeq and is a predicted model, not a curated record. NCBI's taxonomy places the organism in Eukaryota, Fungi, Ascomycota, Sordariomycetes, Amphisphaeriales, Sporocadaceae. Gene Ontology annotation, molecular function: methylcrotonoyl-CoA carboxylase activity; metal ion binding; ATP binding.
AUGGCGACCACACAGCGGCCACCCUUGUUUGUCGCAGAACCCUGCUCUGGAACUGAUGGUCAUCCUCUGAUUCAGAAAGUCUUUAUUGCCAACCGCGGCGAGAUUGCCUGCCGGGUGAUUGCUACUUGCCGGAAGCUGAAUUUGACUUCAAUUGCGGUGUACCUCGAAGAAGACAAGUCCUCUCGACACGUGAGAGAUGCAGACGAAGCAAUUUGCCUUGGAAGCAUCACGGCCGACAAGAAUCCAUUCCUCGAUAUUGAGCUACUCGUGUCAGCUGCACGACAUGCUGGUGCCGACGCUGUCCAUCCGGGAUAUGGCUACCUCAGCGAGAACCCAGACUUUGCCGACAAGGUUAGAGAGGCCGGUCUCAUAUUCAUAGGACCCAGCUCUCUGGCGAUGAUGACGCUUGGUAAUAAGCGCAGCUCCAAGGUCUAUCUUCAGGAGCAUGCUCCCGAGGUUCCAUUGAUCCCUGGCUUCUCUGGUGCAAGCCAAAACGUGGAGGAUCUCAAGCUCGCCGCAGAAUCUAUUGGGUUUCCAGUCAUGCUCAAGGCAUCGUCGGGAGGUGGUGGCAAGGGUAUGCGCAUUGUUAGAGAUGCUUCUCUGCUGGGCGACGAAUUGCAGCGUGUGCAGUCCGAGGCUAGUCGCAGUUUUGGGUCUGCUGAUGCCAUCCUUGAGAAAUACAUUGAGGCCGGAAAGCAUGUCGAAUUCCAGAUCGUUGGCGAUAGACAUGGACGCGUUAUUUCUCUGUGGGACCGCGACUGCUCGUUACAACGUCGCCAUCAGAAGAUCGUCGAGGAGACACCUUGUCCGUGGCUGAGCCAGAGCAUGCGUGAGGCCAUGAGCCAGACUGCUAUACGCAUUGCGGAACUCAUCGGCUACGAGGGAGCCGGUACAGUCGAGUUUGUGGUGGAUGUGAAGGAGGAAAAAUACUACUUUCUCGAGGUCAACGCGCGCCUGCAAGUGGAACACCCCAUUACUGAGGAGGUGACGGGGAUUGAUCUGGUUGCUCUCCAGGUCUACGUGGCCUCGGGCGGGCGCCUCGAUGACCUGGAUGUGCUGCAUCGGAUUUCACAAAAAGGACACGCCAUAGAGUGUCGACUCUGUGCAGAGGAUCCGCAUCACGACUUUUUCCCAGAGCACGGAGUCGUUCGCCUUUGGCAGCCCGCUCCAGGCAUUCUCGGGCCAGGCCGUGACAUUCGCUACGAGACAGCAAUAGAGACAGGCUCGCAAGUCUCGAUUCACUUUGAUUCCAUGAUUGCCAAAAUCGUUGUUUGGGCACCUACACGCGCGCGGGCCAUUGCAAAGACACUAGCUGUUCUGGCUAACACGGCAUGUGUCGGCGUCCGUACAAACCAGCUGUUUCUCCAGAGCUGUCUGCGCCACCCGGGAUUCCGCAGUGACCCAGCUUACACCACGUCUUUCAUCGCGAGACAUAUAGAAUCACUGCUGACCAAUCCAUACACGGGCAAUGCUGGGCAGACGACCUUUGCGUCUCUCGAAUCGAUUCCCAGUCUUGUCCUUCGCGCCAUGCGUGCACGUCAAGCGUCCUCCAAGGGUCACUACGCCUUUCGCAACAUUGCCAAUGGCUUUCGCAACCAACGAUAUGACUUGAUCAACCGCCCGUCCAACUUUGUGGUCACAGUUCACAACGGUGUCGACCCUGCCAAUGCCAAGAAGAAUGCCUCGUUGAGAGUUUGGGAACCGACUGAAGAUCCUCAAACCUUUACCACAUACACUGUUUCGAUGCCAGCAGUCGACUCAGUCGAAGAAAACUCCAAGGAGGCUACCUCGGGGGUGACUACAAGAUAUAACCAAAUCAGCAACGCCAUGCGCACCUGUCAAUGGACCAACAGCGUUGCGGAGCGAGUCACCAUUGAGACUAUUGAGCCCUUGCCUGAAUCCCAUCACGGCCACUGGUCCUCGGUCUUGGCCAUUGCCUCGGUAAAUAAUGUCAAAAAGGUCGUGGUGCUAUGCGCCGAGUAUGGACGCAACGACUCGGCCAGCUCGCAACGCGGCGCGCCGCAGGUCGUCUACGCGCACGUCCCGGCGCUGGGGACCUGGGCCCGGUACGACAUUUACAGCGCGCUGUCCUUUGUCGAGAGCACCCGGGAAGACUACCAGGCAGCGGCAACGGCGGCGGCGGAUUCCCGGCUGGUGAGGGCGCCCAUGCCCUGCAAGGUCCUGCGGAGGCUCAAGGAGGAGGGCGCGCAGGUGCAAAAGGGGGAACAUGUCAUGGUGGUGGAGAGCAUGAAGAUGGAGGUCAGUAUCGUGGUACAGGGAGAGGGGAAGCUCAAGAUUAAUUUUGACAUUGGCGAUUCGGUGGAUGAGGGUGUUGUUCUUUGUGAGAUUCUAUAA